AUUGAAAACUGUGGGGUCCACCCCACCACCUCAUUUACGUUGAUAAAUUCAAACAGUUGGACUGAAUUUCUUCACACUGCAAGGAGAGGUUCUUCCCAAAACACCUCUCUUGAGUGAAAAUUCCACCAGAGAUGAUCGGAAAAACAGCUCUCUCGGAGGAUUUCACAUUCCCUGCAAUCACAGAUCAAAAUUCUCUCUACCACCGUCGAUUCUCGGGUCCUGUCUCUUCCUUGUGGUACGUUCCUUCCACGUUUUCGGAUCAAUCAAAGCCGUCCAAUGAAUGUGAUUUUGACUUCGAUCGAGAGACCCAUCAAAGACGAAGCUUCUCUUUCUUGGAAGGUGGAACGAGAGCCAUUGAUCUGCCGAGAGAGCUUGAAUUCUUAUACGACGGCCGUUCGGAAACAGAGUUCGACGUUGAAGAGGAGAAAAUGGAUAUGCUGUGGGAGGAUUUCAACAUCAAUGACGAGUUGCGUCGGGCUUGUUUGGAUCGGAAAGAGGCCAAUUGUUCAAAAGGGGUGUUCUUGGAUCCAUCAAUCUGCCCAGAAUCGAAUGCGGAUAGAGCGGAGAUGGCGGAAUUUUGCUGUGUGAAGGCAUUGAAGAUGUCGAAAAGCAGCAGACCAGGCUUGUUUGUGAUGCUAAAGGUCUUGAAGAAGCUCUUCCUGCUUCAAAACUCUCAGUGUCCCAAGAGGACAUCACACCACUACCAUUCAAGACGAUGAUCGGGCCCAAUCGUUUAGAUGGGCCACACCUGCACAUUGUGUCAGAUCGAUUGGUUCCAUUGAUUUCGAUGGCGUGGACUGGCCUAGCCUUCGCCCCAGGUGAUCUUCAUGGUAAAUUCGAGAGCGAUUAAAGCAAGGAGUUUAAUACUCAAAAUAUUACCAAGGGAAGAUUUAAAGAUUUGGAGGCGAUUAAUGAAGAAUUCACAUCCAAAGAUCCAAGAAAACCAAGUACACAUGAGGAAGAAAAGAUUGAAAAAAUCACAAGUCCAAUAGCAGAAAACAGAACAUUCGGUCCGACUGAAAGUGCACAAAGCAGUCGAGCGAAAAUUGUAAUUUUCAAAAGUUAAUUCGGCUGUAACCGAAGAUGACUUUGGUGCGACCGAAGGUCAUGAUCGAUGCGACCGAAGGGACGUUCGGUGCGACCGAAGGAAGAUAGAGAGUCCAGAUGCAAAUCGAGUUAAUUUGGCUGCAAUCGAGGGUUAAUUCGAUACGAAUGAAGGUCGUGUUUGAUGCGACCGAAGUCGAUUGGUUGCAGCUGAAGCAUAACUAAAGUGCGUAAAUUGAGGCAGUUUCAAAGUCGAUUCGAGCAAAGCUUAUAAAUAGGAAUCGUUUAGGAUUUUUUUAAUUCGUUUUGGAGGAGAUGGGAAGCAUCAGCAAGGUGUGUAGCCACAAGGAGCUUUUCAUUCUAUUCAAUCCAUCGGUUUGAGUAAAUUUUCAUGCUUUAUUUGAGAGUUUGAGUUUAAUCAUGUAUUUGGUUGGCUGAAUCUUUUAAUUAGAGCUAAGAGGUGAAGCUUGUCGUUGUUUUAAUGUUUAUGUUGCUUUGAUUCAAGAUUUGAGAUUUGUAUGUUGAACAAUUCAUAAAUUUUGGGCUGAAUGAAUAAGUAUUUUCAGUUUUUUUUUGAUCAA
Molecule: messenger RNA, 1625 nt
Organism: Magnolia sinica
Lineage: Eukaryota; Viridiplantae; Streptophyta; Magnoliopsida; Magnoliales; Magnoliaceae
Exons: 2
Coding region: 132-719 (195 amino acids)
Source: RefSeq, a predicted model, not a curated record